Homarus americanus (American lobster) is the source of this 4100-nucleotide messenger RNA. RefSeq lists its product as uncharacterized. The transcript is spliced from 30 exons. Bases 228 to 4100 code for a protein of 1290 amino acids. The record is from RefSeq and is a predicted model, not a curated record. Lineage: Eukaryota; Metazoa; Arthropoda; Malacostraca; Decapoda; Nephropidae.
CCCUGCCGGGAAGAGCUCAGAAGCCCGCCAGAUUUCGAACUGAGCGCGCGGCCGUCGAGAGAAUGUGCUGACGCUAACAAACGUUGUAACAUUGGCAGAAAGUAGAUUGUAGAACUUAGUCUGUGUAUAGUGGCAUCACUCCCGAUGAGAGGAAUACAGUAAAUUAAGCCAAAGAAGAAACGAGAGAGAAGGUAGAGACUGAGCGAGAGGCGUCCUUAACACAGAAGAUGAAGACUCGGUUACAGAUGUUACGAUUACGGCCGCUACUAUUGGUGGUGGCGCUGGCUUCGCUCCCGGCUCUGUCUUCAGCCCAGUGCUUCGGAGGGACGCUGACUAUGGAGAAGACGGUGGGGAUGUCCUUCAACGAGCCGUCACAGCCCCUCCUCAGCAAGCAGGACGCAGCAGUCACCAGCGAGUGUAACAGGGUCUGCAAUAACAGCCCCCAGUGUAGGGCUUUUUCAGUAGAUUUCUCCACCUCCAGUUGUGUUUCCUUCGACCGUACGUCAGAGGGUCGGCGCCGCUCCCUCGUCUAUAAGCAAGGCUCCAACUACUUCGAGAAAAUCUGUCUAAGAGGAGUGGAAUACAAUCGGCUGUGUGGCCAGGAUCGGCUGUGGCCCUUCGAGAGGACCCUGGACUCCUAUCUGGAAGGCUUCGACGAUAAGAGUAUCCCCAACGUGGGCAACCGAGCGGACUGUCUGAAGCUGUGUUUGACCGAGACUGAUUUCCCCUGCAGAUCAAGUGAGUACGACCUCAACCGCCAGAUCUGUCGACUCAGCAAGGAAGACCGAAGGACCAAACCUAACGAUUUCGUGUCAGCACCCGGGUCCUCAAUUGACUACAUGGAGAACCAGUGUACCAGGAUGCUGCCUGACUGCCGCUACGCCGUACAGAACGAUGCGAUGGUUAUAUCCUUAGACGUCCUGGAGUUCGCCAACGUUCAGACAGACUGUGAGAGUUUGUGUGACAGCUCUCGGAUAAUGACCUGUCGCUCCUACACGUUUGACCCCACGGAGCAAAGGUGUUACUUAUCAGGGGACGAUGCUGUCUCACUCAACAAGACAGUUCUACCGUACAAGAAAGGUGUCGUCACGGGGGAGAAGCAGUGUACAGUCAAAGGACACAUCAGAAGAGGUCAGUGUGAGCUGGAUCAGGGCACCAUUAUCUAUGAGAAGAUGACGGGACUGACUGUAAGGACGGCCAGGGAGGCACUCUACCAGCUUGACGAUUCUCCGGGAGGCAUCAGUGAGAAAUGCGCCAAGUUGUGUCUGGAUGAUUCGGGUGAGUGUCCGUCGUUCGCCGUCGACUACCGCAAUAACCGCUGCUUCAAACUCGACCGCAACACCCAGGGUCGAGCAAUAGACAUCGUGAGCUCACCAGGCAAGAGUUACUAUGAGAAGAUCUGUGUUAGAGCCGCUCUACCCAUACUGUGCCGGGAUAAUGUGUGGCACUUCGAGAGGGUGCCUGGCAUGGAGCUGAGAGGCCUGGACGAUAGGCUCAAGGCGGUGGUUCAGAGCCGUCGGGAUUGUAUUGAGGCGUGCCUUCUGGAGACGACCUUCCAGUGUAGGUCGGCUGAAUACGACUCGGUCACUCUCCUGUGUCGCCUGAGUAGGAGUGACAGAAGGUCCUCCCCUAACGAAUUCGUCAAGGCUGUAUCUACCACCAUGGAAUACCUGGAGAAUCAGUGUGUCCCAGAGAGCUCGACCUGCCCCUACGCAAAGACUGAAGCCUCCUACCCGGUUUACCUCGAUGACACGAUCAAUGGUGUGACGUCAGAACUCCAGUGCCAGAAUCUGUGUUCCGACUACCGUAAAUUCACCUGUCGUGCCGUCUCUUACUACGCUACGGGUUCUCAGUGUUUCAUCUCUGGUGACGAUAAAGCGUCAGGAGGAGGCAGCGACGCCCUACAGAACCGCCCCGGGACAACAUACUUCGAGAGAGACUGUACGGCUGGUACUGGUGGUAGUGGAAGCGGUGGCGGUGGUAUUGGAGGUGGUGGUAGUACAGGAGGUGGUGGUACUGGAGGUGGUGGCAUUGGCGGUGGUGGCACUGGAGGUGGUGGCAUUGGCGGCGGUGGUACUGGAGGUGGUGGCAUUGGAGGUGGAGGUACUGGAGGUGGUGGCAUUGGAGGUGGAGGUACUGGAGGUGGUGGCAUUGGAGGUGGUGGUACUGGAGGCGGUGGCACUGGAGGUGGUGGCAUUGGCGGCGGUGGCACUGGAGGUGGUGGCAUUGGCGGCGGUGGUACUGGAGGUGGUGGCAGUGGUGGUACAGGAGGAGGAGGUGGGUUUUCCUUCCAAGUAGAUCGCUGUAGCUUCGGCCGCCUCACCUACGAGAAGGUUACGGGUUUCGAGCUCUCCGGGGUCAAGUCAACGCCUCUCUUCUCCAGCAGGACGACGCCAGGUAUCACGGCCAGGUGUUCCGAGCUCUGCAAAAACCUCAACAGUUGUAUGUCCUUCAACCUUGACUACAACAGGCUCGAGUGUUACUCCCUAGAAACCCGGGCCACCGAAGCUCCACAGAACCUCCGUCCGUCCAGCGGUGUAGGCUACUUCGAGGGCAUCUGUCUCAGAAGUGGAGGAUGUGGUCUGAGGUGGACCUUUGAGCGGGUUCCUAACUACGAACUGAGUGGUCAAGAACGAGAAACAUUAAAUAGCAUUACCAAGGCAGAGUGCAUGGAGAGGUGCCUAGAGGAGAGGAGAUACGUGUGUCGGUCUGCCAACUAUGAGUACAGCCAGAGGGUGUGUCGACUCUCUGACCAAGACCGCUUCUCCGCCCCCAACUCCCUCCAAGCAGCUCCCAACGUUGACUACAUGGAGAACCAGUGUGCCCCAAAGGCUACAGGCUGUACCUACACCAACAACCAGAGAGACAGGUACCUCAUCUACACUACCAAGGCCACCAACGCCUUUAGUGACGCCGCCUGCAGGAGAUCUUGUGACAUCGAGAGCGAGUUUAAUUGUCGCUCCUACUCCUUCAUGAGCGCCAGCAACACCAAUGCCAACCAAUGCUACCUGAGUGGUGACAAGGGGUCCAACGUUGGCAACAAUGCCUUCCAGUUCCUCACAGGUGCAAUGUUUGCCGAGAAGGAAUGUACCGACUUCUCCACAGGUGGUGGAGGCGUAGACCCGGCAACUGGAGAUCCACUAGAAGACGCUGAAGGGGAAUCAGUGGCCACCUGCCGCUUCAACCCCACCUACGACAAGAUCAUGGGCGUUGACCUUCGCGGGGCCAGGGAGGAAAUCCGUGCCAGAGAUCAGCUGGGCAUCACCAUCGAGUGCCUGAAGGAGUGUGACCGUCGGCAGGACAGGUGUUUGGCUGUCACCCUCGAGACGUCUCCCUCCACGGCCCAGAGGUGUUAUGCUCUUGAACGGGCGGCAGGCAAUGACCCCGGGGCACUCACCUCCUCCCCGCAGGUGUCUUACUUCGAGAAGGUCUGCAUACCAGAACGGGGCUGCGGGAAGGCUUGGACGUUCGUAAGAGUGCCAGGGUAUGACCUCACAGUGAACGGGAGGAUCGUGACCAACAUCCCUACACGAGAAGAGUGCCAAGCGGAGUGCCUUAGAGCCACCGGUAUCCCCUGCAGGUCGGCCGUGUAUAACGUCAGAGAUCGAACGUGUAAACUGAUGGCGGAGACAAGACGCACGGAUCCGGACAAGUUCACCUUAAGUUCCAGGAACGAUGAGUUUAUGGAGAAUCAGUGUGCUCCAGAUCCCCCCAACUGCGACUACGCCAACUACGAGUCGGUUCCUUCCUUCUUCGACCCCUUCACCAAUGUCUUCGACAGAUUAAAACAAUACUGCACAGCAAGGGACUUCACCUCAGAGCUACAACUUCCAGGUUGUUCCAGUCAGCUGAUUUCGUUCAGGCGUGAGUGUUCGCUCAGUUCAGAUGACACCUUCAGCGUGGGUGGCCAGAGCGCCCUACAGGUGGAGCGAGACUAUUUCUACUCAGAGAAGGGCGCCUGCAAGACUGUAAAGGUCGACUGCACGCCCACGGAUAUGCUGGUGACCUUCGCCUUCGGCACGCCCUUCGAAGGACGGGUGUACGCCACAGGGAACGCCCAGGCCUGCUUUGAGAGAUGGGCAACAGACAGACACAAUUGA